Messenger RNA from Trypanosoma rangeli, 732 nucleotides. RefSeq lists its product as uncharacterized. NCBI's taxonomy places the organism in Eukaryota, Euglenozoa, Kinetoplastea, Trypanosomatida, Trypanosomatidae. The record is from RefSeq and is a predicted model, not a curated record. The transcript has a single exon. Bases 1 to 732 code for a protein of 243 amino acids.
AUGCCACCAAAGCAAAUUACACGCGCUAUAAAAAGAGGCGUUCGAGUUAUUGCUGAUGUUGUUAACGUGGCGGGGGACGAUGACGCGUUUGUGGGCGGAAACGAACAGUACGACGAGAAUGAAGAAGAAGAAGAAGCGUCGGCGAGCCUGGGACGAACGCCAGUGUCGUCGCAAUCGCGUUCCGCAAGGAUGGCGAAGGCAGUCACUUCGUCGCCUCCUUUGUCAGGGGCUUUGUCGGUGCUGAAGGAGGCGUCUUGUUCUUCUAGAAAGCGUUCUCGCUGCUCCGGCGGCCAAGACGCAGCAGAAGAAGAAGAAGAAGAAGAGCCGGAAGAGCUACAGAUGCGUGACACUAUUGCUGACAGUCGUCGCAGCGGUGCCAGUGAUAUCAGCAGGGUGAGGUCAAGCGGCAAAAUGCUUCAGGAAGGUGAGGGAUUCUUUCAUGACUUGAGCGCCAUGGAGCCGUUGCGUGUACGCCUUGGCGUCUGCCCUUUGCCAGGCAACGCGACGAGUGCUACAACAUCCUUGCCCGCAUCGCAUCCGCUCACUGGGCCGGAGAGCUCCACCACGGUGCUGCUACUUGAGGCGCGGAAAUUCCUCGCAUUGCCAGAAGAAAAGGGAGGGGUUGAUGUUGUUGGGUGGGCCGCCGCUUUUUCGUCUGUUGCAGUGGAGUUGCCGGGUGAAGGCGUGUAUAACAACGCCUCUGUUUCUGUGAGUGUUGUAUUGGCACCGUAG